AUGGGUAUCUGUAGUUCAACAUGCUGUGGAGGCCGAUCCCGAGAUGGUCCCUACGAAAAUGUCCUCGCCGACAGCGAACGUGAAGCUGUCGCCGACCUGUUGCAGUUCCUCGAAAAUCGCGGCGAGACAGACUUCUUCUCCGGCGAGCCCCUCCGAGCACUCAGCACCCUAGUCUUUUCCGAAAACUUAGAUCUUCAGCGCAGCGCAAGCUUGACGUUUGCUGAAAUUACCGAGCGCGACGUCCGCGAGGUCGACCGUGAUACCCUUGAACCUAUCCUAUUCCUCCUACAAAGCUCUGAUGUCGAGGUCCAACGAGCCGCCAGUGCUGCACUGGGAAAUCUUGCUGUCAAUACCGAAAACAAAGUCCUGAUCGUCCACCUCGGUGGCCUAACCCCGUUGAUCAGACAGAUGCUGUCGCCAAAUGUCGAAGUGCAAUGCAACGCCGUCGGAUGCAUCACCAAUCUUGCUACACACGAGGAGAACAAGGCCAAGAUUGCCCGCUCAGGUGCUCUAGGGCCGCUGACCAGACUGGCCAAGUCUAGAGAUAUGCGCGUCCAGCGCAAUGCUACUGGUGCUCUCCUCAACAUGACGCAUUCCGAUGAAAACCGCCAGCAACUUGUCAAUGCUGGUGCCAUCCCAGUUCUGGUGCAGCUUCUCGCUUCGCCCGAUGUCGAUGUUCAGUACUACUGCACCACAGCCCUCAGCAACAUUGCUGUCGACGCCAACAACCGAAGAAAGCUUGCCUCCUCGGAAGCCAAGCUCGUACAGUCUUUGGUUGCUCUUAUGGAGUCCUCCUCGCCCAAGGUCCAGUGCCAGGCUGCCCUCGCUCUGCGAAAUCUGGCCUCCGACGAGAAGUACCAGCUCGAUAUCGUCCGUGCCAAUGGUCUGGUGCCUCUGCACCGUCUCCUCCAAUCCUCAUAUCUCCCCUUGAUCCUUUCCGCCGUCGCCUGUAUUCGCAACAUAUCCAUUCAUCCGAUGAACGAGUCUCCUAUUAUCGAAGCCAACUUCCUGAAACCUCUUGUCGAUCUCCUUGGCUCUACUGAGAAUGAAGAAAUCCAGUGUCAUGCCAUCUCGACUCUGCGAAACUUGGCAGCCAGCUCCGACAGAAACAAGGCCCUUGUUCUGGAUGCCGGCGCCGUACAGAAAUGCAAGCAACUGGUGCUUGACGUACCCGUCACUGUGCAGUCUGAGAUGACUGCCGCUAUUGCUGUGCUGGCUCUCAGCGACGACCUCAAAUCUCACCUGCUCAACCUUGGCGUAUGCGACAUUUUGAUCCCCUUGACGCAUUCGCCAAGCAUCGAGGUCCAGGGCAACAGUGCAGCUGCCCUUGGCAACCUAUCUUCUAAAGUCGGUGACUAUUCCAUCUUUGUUCAAAACUGGACUGAGCCCAACGGCGGCAUUCACGGCUACCUGUGCCGCUUCCUUCAAUCUGGCGAUGCCACCUUCCAACACAUUGCUGUCUGGACCCUGCUUCAACUAUUCGAAUCGGAAGACAAGACACUGAUUGGCCUCAUUGGUAAGGCCAAUGACAUUAUCGAGCACAUUCGAAACAUUGCGAACCGCCAAAUCGAAGCAGAGCCCGAGUUUGAGGAGGAGGACGAAGGUGAAGUCGUGAAUCUGGCCCAGCGCUGCUUGGAGCUCCUUGGACAGAGCAUGAACAAGGCCCACAUCGAAGGUUGA
Messenger RNA from Akanthomyces muscarius, 1680 nucleotides. RefSeq lists its product as uncharacterized. Gene Ontology annotation, biological process: nucleus-vacuole junction assembly; vacuole inheritance. Gene Ontology annotation, cellular component: fungal-type vacuole membrane. Gene Ontology annotation, molecular function: protein-membrane adaptor activity; protein binding. The record is from RefSeq and is a predicted model, not a curated record. NCBI's taxonomy places the organism in Eukaryota, Fungi, Ascomycota, Sordariomycetes, Hypocreales, Cordycipitaceae. The transcript has 7 exons. The coding region runs from base 1 to 1680 and encodes 559 amino acids.